Molecule: messenger RNA, 444 nt
Organism: Aspergillus calidoustus
Lineage: Eukaryota; Fungi; Ascomycota; Eurotiomycetes; Eurotiales; Aspergillaceae
Source: the annotation of a GenBank genome assembly
AUGUAUCACGCUGCCCUCGUGAUCCUGAAGACGCGCCAAGAGGACGGCACAUACAGAGUCCAACAGGUCGAGAACAAACGCUGCCUGUCGAUAUCAUCCUUUUCGCAGAGGAGGGAUAGACACCCGAUCAAUGUAACAAUUAACGAUGCCUUCCACAUAACCGGCUCAAUCGACCCCAUAACCUCGGAAACAAUCCUCGGCAUCGAAAUAAGCGGGACAGACCUUGGCGUCUUCCAUGGUAUGGCGAACCACGCGAUGGAGAUUGACCUGCAUUUGCAAGCCCUAAAGGGCAAGAUCACAUUUGAGCUGAAUGCGUGUGACGAGCUGUGGGUGCAUGUUGACACGGUUGCGUGUGGGAAGAACGAGCGGUUGUCCAAGUUCAACUGUAAGCGCUCCGAGCAGUUGAAGCGGUUCCCGGGCGUUGAUUCUGAGCCGUGGUUAUGA